This is a messenger RNA of Gossypium arboreum, 1535 nucleotides long. Its product is annotated as GDSL esterase/lipase At1g71691. The transcript has 5 exons. The record is from RefSeq and is a predicted model, not a curated record. Gene Ontology annotation, molecular function: hydrolase activity, acting on ester bonds. The coding region runs from base 93 to 1316 and encodes 407 amino acids. Lineage: Eukaryota; Viridiplantae; Streptophyta; Magnoliopsida; Malvales; Malvaceae.
ACAUUCCCCCAUUUUCCACAAAAUAAACUACUUACCCUGCCCGCCAAAUUCCAAGCCUGACUCCCACUUCUUGAAACAUUAACACAAAAGAAAUGUUAACUACUCAUCUUCUUGCCAUCUUUCUCAUUUCCGCCAUUGUUUCGCAUUCCAAAGCUCUUCGAUUCCCUCAAGAACUUUACAAUCUUUCCUCAAAUCAGAUCUUCAUUGUCGAUAACCUUUCCAGGCCUCCUUCUUCUUCAGCUUCUCCCACGCCCUUGUUAUCCCCAGCUGUUUCUUCCCCUCUGGUCCCUGCACUCUUCAUUAUCGGCGACUCCACUGUCGACUGUGGCAACAACAACUAUCUUGGCACCUUUGCUCGCGCCGAUCGUCCUCCUUAUGGUCGAGAUUUCGACACCCAUCUCCCCACUGGACGCUUCUGCAAUGGAAGAAUCCCUGUUGAUUAUCUUGCAUUGCAUCUUGGACUUCCCUUUGUGCCGAGUUAUCUUGGACAAACUGGAGAGCUGGAAGAUAUGCUUCAUGGAGUCAACUAUGCAUCUGCCGCCGCUGGCAUUAUUUUCUCAAGUGGAUCGGAGUUGGGUCAGCACAUCUCACUCACCCACCAAAUUCAGCAGUUCAGUGAUACUUAUCAGCAGUUCGUUUUAAGCCUCGGUGAGGAUGUCGCCAUUGAUCUCAUCUCCAGUUCAGUUCUUUACAUUUCGAUUGGGAUAAAUGACUACAUACACUACUAUUUGCGGAAUGUAUCAAAUGUGCAAAAUUUGUACUUACCUUGGGGCUUCAAUCAGUUCUUAGCCUCCACAAUGAGGCAGGAAAUAAAGAAUUUGUACAACACAAAUGUUCGGAGAUUCGUCGUGAUGGGGCUACCACCAAUCGGUUGUGCUCCGUACUACUUGCAGCGGUACAAGAGCAACAAUGGGGAGUGUGUUGAAGAGAUAAAUGAUAUGAUCAUGGAGUUCAACUUUUUCACGAGAUACAUGACUGAUGAGCUUCUCCAUGAGCUUCCUGAUGCUGGCAUAAUUUUCUGUGACGUGUUUCAAGGUUCCAUGGAUAUAAUUCGCAACCAUAAGAAUUACGGUUUCGAGUCCACUGCCAAUGCUUGCUGUGGGUUAGGGAAAUAUAAUGGAUGGAUGAUGUGCAUGUCACCGCAAAUGGCGUGUCGCAACGCUUCAGAUCACAUCUGGUGGGAUCAGUUUCAUCCAACUGAUGCAGUGAAUGCGAUACUUGCAGACAAUGUGUGGAGCAGCCGUCACACCGAAAUGUGCUAUCCAAUGAACUUGGAAAAAAUGGUUUUUAGUCAAAGCCUGAACAACCUCGUAUAAAACCUUCUUCUGCUAGCAGGUAGCAUCUUUAUCUGCUAGAAUUUAUUACCGACAAACAAAGAAUGAAACUAGCUAGCAUAGGGAACAUUCUGAUUGAGAAAUUUGUUAUUAGCACUAAUUGUAAAGAUUUUAUAUACUGCUUUAAUGUUGGGCUUACAAAAUGUAAAAUAGAUUACUGAGCAUAUAAAACAUCAUAUUACUCUUUAGAAUUCAUAUAAA